AUGGUGCCACCAAGUCAAACAAUUAACGCGUGGAUUGAAACUAAUCUCUUUCAAGAUUUUGCUACCAUGCCGACGGGUGGUAACGACUCGUCCGCAAAGCAAGACAUUGGUGGCAAACCAGAAAUGAAAGAAAAAAAUAUGAAGAGAAGAAUAACGAGGUCAAUGUCUCAAACUCAGUCUCCUGCUGAUACCCAAAAAUCUAUUGAUGAUACCUUAGAUCAAGUAAUUGAUGAUGAUUCUAGUUCAAAUGAUGCAAAUAAAGCAAAAAUUUAUUCAGAUGUUAAGAAAGAUAAUUUUGAUAUAGCGGUCGAAACCAAUACAGAACAAUUGGAUGAUUUAGAAGAACAAACCGCUGCCGCACAAGUCUUACAAUUAUUAGGACUUGCAAAUGUUUCAGAUGACUCUACUAUGGUCUCUUCAGAAGAUGAAAAUGAAACUUCAGAUACAGGUUCUCGAUCAGAUUUAGCCAUUGUGGGUAGUCUUGUUGAAGCUGUGCUAUCACAGCAAAGUCCAGUAGCAGGUACAAUGUCAGAAACUAACAAUACAUAUUAUAAUGCACCUGAAUGGACUUCUGAAGAAGAUGAAUUGUUAAAAACUGGUAUUAAUAAUUUUGGAUAUGGAAAAUGGGAAGAUAUAGCUUCUACUAUUUCUGGACGCACAGAAAAUCAAUGUAAAGAACGUUGGGACAUUAUUUUAUCACUUAAUAGUGGCGAAUCAAAUUCUCUCCAAGAGGAAGAAAUAGAAGAAACAUUAUUAGGUCAUUCAUAUUUUGAUACUAAUUGGGAAGAAAUUGCUCAGAAGAUGUCUGAUUACGCAGAUGCGACAGAUGCGAAUGUAAAUAUUUCAAUUGAUUGGAGUAGCGUCGUAGACCCUACAACUAUUCUUCCUGUUACAAUGUCAAAUGAGGAAAAUAAUCUAAAUGAAGUACCUUCGUCGACACAGUCGCCAAAUUGUAAACAUUCGAUUGAUGAUGAUGAAACGGAAGGAUUUCUUAACCAAGAGACAAAUGAAACUCAGCAAAUUGGUGGUUCAUCCAAUGAAGGGCUGUCAGCAGAUUUACUAAUAACGGCGAUGGCUGAAAAUCCUCAAUAUUUCUACCAGAAUGAUUAUUCUAAUGUACCUUAUUCAGCGGGACCGGAAACCUUUCUCAUUUCUAACGAAAGCACAAAUGUAACGCCACGUUCAGUACAUUCUAAUGAAACCGAAAAUACACGUCCAGCUAAACGACGGAAAAAAUCAACAACUUCGGAUUCAGAUUCUGGUCAAAAUACUCUCAAUACGUCUGGCGUCGAGAAACCUUUAUAUACAGGAUAUUCCUGUUCACAUCCGCAAUGUAAUAAAAGUUUUGCUCGAUUAUACAAUCUUAAAUCACAUCAACGUACACAUUCUAAUGAUCGACCAUAUAAGUGCGUAUGUUGUGAUGCGGCAUUUGCGAGAAAUCAUGACUUAAAAAGACAUCAAAAAAUCCAUGAGAAUGCUAAGCCGUAUAAGUGUCUUGGAUGUGCAAAAUUAUUUUCGAGAUUGGACGCACUUAGACGACAUAAGCAUAAUCCAAAAAGCCGAGAACUAUGUCGUGAAUCAGAAAUAGCAGAAGCAUGA
Messenger RNA from Funneliformis mosseae, 1599 nucleotides. The record is from the annotation of a GenBank genome assembly. Lineage: Eukaryota; Fungi; Glomeromycota; Glomeromycetes; Glomerales; Glomeraceae.